This is a messenger RNA of Morchella importuna, 1578 nucleotides long. RefSeq lists its product as uncharacterized. Lineage: Eukaryota; Fungi; Ascomycota; Pezizomycetes; Pezizales; Morchellaceae. The record is from RefSeq and is a predicted model, not a curated record. Gene Ontology annotation, cellular component: cytosol. Gene Ontology annotation, biological process: protein import into peroxisome matrix. The transcript has 6 exons. The coding region runs from base 1 to 1578 and encodes 525 amino acids.
AUGGUGAAAGAAACAGAGUACUAUGACACCCUUGAGGUGACGCCUACUGCCUCGGAACUGGAGAUCAAGAAGGCGUACAGGAAACUUGCAAUAAAACUACAUCCUGACAAGAAUCUUGACGACCCGACCGCGCCUGCUAAGUUUCAAGCUAUUAGCGAAGCGUAUCAAGUACUUAGUAAUGAAGAACUCAGAAAACAAUACGACAAAUACGGAAAGGAGAGAGCCGUUCCAGAUAGUGGAUUCGAGGAUCCGUCGGAAUUCUUCAGCAUGAUAUUUGGUGGCGAUGCAUUUGAAGAUUGGAUCGGGGAACUCUCUUUAAUGAAGGAUCUUACUCGGACCAUGGAGAUAACCAUGAAAGAGAUGGAGGAGGAAGAAGCGGCAAGUGAAGAAGAAGCGAAAAAUAAGGAUUCUGAGAUCAAAUCAGGUUCUUCUUCCCCCGGAGUGUCUGGGGAGCACAAGCCUACAGAGCACAAACCCACAACUUCUGAUGGGCUUCAUGCACCUGUUCCUGUCACACCAGAUGGAACUACUCCAACGCCACAGGCAGCGGCUGCUACUUCUAGUCCCGAGCUACCAAUACCUACAAAGGCCAGCCCUACUGCUUCCAGAUCCAGCACACCUCGUCCAAAAGGCGUUCCAACGAGGGCAAUGCUCAUGGACAAAUCCGAAGAGGACCGGAUGGCUGCUGAGGGCCUAACAGAGGAGGAGAAAGAGCUGAAGCGCAAGGACAGGAAGAAGGCUGGAAUGACAAAGAAGCAGCGGGAAGCAUUUGCCGCGCUCCAGGCGGAACAGAGAGAGACUAGGAAUAAGAGGGUUGAGAUGUUGACAAAAAAAUUGAUUGAUCGAAUUAGUGUUUGGACCGAGACCGAUCAAGGCGAGGACACCACGCGCUCAUUUAAAGAGAAGACGAUAUGUGAGGUUGAGAACCUCAAGAUGGAGAGCUUUGGAAUUGAGAUCCUUCAUGCUAUUGGGCACACUUACAUAUCGAAGGGUGCAUCUUUCAUCAAGUCCCAAAAGUUCUUAGGAAUUAGUGGAUUCUUUAGUAGGUUAAAAGAUAAGGGCAAUAUCGUUAAGGAUACUUGGGGAACUAUUUCCACCGCGAUUGACGCCCAAAUGACGAUGGAGGAGAUGGCAAAACUCGAAGAAAAGGGUGGCGACGACUGGACAGAUGAGAAGAAAGCCGAAUACGAACGGAAGGUUACGGGGAAAAUCUUAGCUGCUGCGUGGAGAGGUAGCAAGUCUGAGAUCCAGAGUGUUUUGAGGGAUGUCUGCGACAGGGUUUUGAACGAUAAGAACGUAAAGUUGGAGAAAAGAGUCGAGAGGGCGCAUGCGCUAAUUAUGAUUGGUACUAUUUUCAAGGCCGCCGAGCGUGAUCCCGACGAAGAAUUCCCCGAAGGGGUUUUCGAGCAACUUGUCGCUGAUGCUGCAAAGAAAGAAAACGAUAAGAAGGAUAAGAAGGGCAAAGCAAAGGAGGCUGAAGCCAAAAAAAAUGCUCCCACAAAAGGCAGCCCUAGUAAACCCAAGAAUGCUUCAUCCGAGGAAGCGUCCGAGGAUGCCAACAUGCCACAACGAACGUAA